GUAACUAUCUUAGUUUUAUUGGGUUGACUAAAGUUAGGUUCCAAACCUUCAAACAAAUACCUAAGUUUCGUGAAAACGCCAAACUGCCAAUUGCUGUCCCGGUGACUCCCAGAUUCCCUAAACCAUUGACCACGACGUCGCACCACCACUCCACCACCGUAUUCUCGCCGGAAUUCAGUCAAUUGUAAGCUGCUCUUCACUUUCUUCCUUUUCCGUUGUUCCUGACCGGUGUCGCUCGGCUCCCUGACGGUUGACCUAGCCUUCUCAACCGCCGGGACCCUAUCGACGGUUGUACAAUCAACAGUGCGACGCUUUCAUUUGCCAUUAUUGGUGCCUCUUGCGGUCUCUUUGCUGAAUAGCCAGCGUUUCCCAAUACUUUCAGCCUUCAGUUCACCUUUAUUCGAGUUCUGCUGCAGUUAAGCAGCUAUUUAGCAAUAAUGAUAUUUGUUGGCGGGGUUUUGUUUGAGCGCAAUUCCACCAAUCAGGGAAAUUGUGAUCUUGUUGCUCUGAUGACGCACCCUGUUCUUGUCUCUGCUUCACUCUCUUUCAAAGCAAUCCCUGAGAAGAAGUUUUCGACUUCUGAUGCAUCUUCAGAUGAACUCACAAAGAGCAAGCAUGUUUAUUUGUUUCAAAGAGAAUAUGCUACAGUGGACCCUAUGCUUGUGGAUUUUAUUGGCACGGACGAAGCGACUACUUGUGUGGGCAUUGUAAUUAGGAACCGGAACAAUGGAAUGACUUCAGUUGCUCACUUGGAUUCUCCAAAGAUUGUAGACCUUGGCCUGUCUCAAAUGCUGUCAAAAUUAGGAGAUUGUGGACAUGAUACUGAGCUGGAUGUGCAUCUUAUUGGAGGGUUUGAAGAUAACCUAGAUAAACAUACUGAACAAACUGGAGGCAGUUCAGAGCAGAAGGACCAUUCUUUUCCUCUGUGUGCAAAAAUUAUCAAAGCCUUGGGAAAGAGUGUGGUAAAGUUUCAUAUCCAAACUCUGUUUGUUCUUGGCCACAAUACCAGAAAAGAUACUGCAGGGAAUGCACUUCCGAUAUUCAGCGGUGUGCUGGUAGAAACUAGAACAGGAACUGUCAUCCCAGCCACAUUUGAUCAGACCACAAGAUGCCCAGAUGAAAUUGUUAGGAGAAUCCGCAUCUCUGGUUCUUUUAUGGACUCUCGUUGGAGAAAUAAGUUACUCGAGACAUAUGACACUCAAACUGACCGGUUCAUUAUUGCCCCGUGCUCUUGGAGUUCACGCCUUGUACGUAUGGCUUCUUUCCUACAGCAGUUUCCUGAUUCUGAAGUUCUUCGUACUUGUUCUACUUCACCUUUUGCUGAGGCCCCAGACUUUGUGCAUAAUCAAAGAAGGCAGUGGGAUUAUUUGAUUCAACAUCCAAAUUGGAAGGAAACUUUCCAAAUGGAAGAAGCACGCAUAUUUACAAGGAGUGCUAGUGGAGGAUGGAUAAUGGUUGAGCCAGCACACGAGGCGGCUGACUGAUGUUUUCGGCGCUCACAUAGAUUGUCUUUGACAAGUUGAGCGAAUUUAUUCCACAUUGUUGAUUUGACUCAUUUGACAACGUUGUGGCUCUUGAAGUUUGCCUGCCUUUUUCUGUAUCAAAUGCUGCAUACUGUGAGUGGGUGAGGAGUUUUUCAACAAAUCCGUCAGUCCAUUUAAACUUUUAAAGCAACUAAGUGUAAAACUAGCAUACCAUCGUAUGAUUAUAAGUAUAUUUGGGUAAAUAUUUUUACAAGUGGUACACUGUCAGGAAAAUAUUGUACUGUUGAGAUGCUUUGUUUCUUUUUUCUCAAUUUGCAACACUUGCACUUAUUUUUUGAGAAAAUUCUAUUUUUGUACUAUUUAUAUAUAGUACUACAAUUAUUUC
This is a messenger RNA of Chenopodium quinoa (quinoa), 1869 nucleotides long. RefSeq names its product protein N-terminal asparagine amidohydrolase-like. The record is from RefSeq and is a predicted model, not a curated record. NCBI's taxonomy places the organism in Eukaryota, Viridiplantae, Streptophyta, Magnoliopsida, Caryophyllales, Amaranthaceae. Gene Ontology annotation, cellular component: nucleus. The transcript has 11 exons. Gene Ontology annotation, biological process: ubiquitin-dependent protein catabolic process. Bases 438 to 1484 code for a protein of 348 amino acids. Gene Ontology annotation, molecular function: protein-N-terminal asparagine amidohydrolase activity.